Messenger RNA from Rhipicephalus sanguineus (brown dog tick), 2048 nucleotides. Its product is annotated as protein krueppel-like. The coding region runs from base 449 to 1849 and encodes 466 amino acids. The record is from RefSeq and is a predicted model, not a curated record. Gene Ontology annotation, cellular component: nucleus. NCBI's taxonomy places the organism in Eukaryota, Metazoa, Arthropoda, Arachnida, Ixodida, Ixodidae. Gene Ontology annotation, biological process: embryo development; regulation of transcription by RNA polymerase II. The transcript has 5 exons. Gene Ontology annotation, molecular function: DNA-binding transcription factor activity, RNA polymerase II-specific; RNA polymerase II transcription regulatory region sequence-specific DNA binding.
AACCACUCCGGCGCUUUACGCCGUGGACCGCCGCCACGGUGCACACACGCCCGAACGGCCCCGCUGUUGCGACCGAGGCUUUCGACCCCCACCGUCACCCCCCACCCUCCGUCGUGCACCACCGGUGGCGGUGGUGGGGGGCAGUAGACGGGCUUCUCCAGUGCGCCACCGAAGGACACAGUGCCGUACCCCCGAGUCGGCCGGUGUUGCCGCCGCCACUCGUUGAAUGCGCCGGCUACCGCAGCGGCAAGGGGAAUACCCGGCGAGGACCGUGCGAGCCCCAGUGGUGGUCGCCCUCUUCUUCGCUCGUGCUCCUGACGACUCCGCCGUCGACUCGGCCGCGAGGACGGCAGCUGCGGCUACUCGGCGGCGGCCCCUAAACGCGGGGAGGCAUCAGCAGCAGGCGCCGUCGGAGCUGCAGCGGCCAGCAGAAGCCGGGCGAUAGCUUAUGCCUCCCUUUGACGCGCCCGCACAGCCGGCCCAUGGAUUCCGAGCAUCGCUGGACAUGGACGUAGCCCACUCGACGAACAACAGCAGCAGCGGUGGUCCCCUUCAAGCGCAGCCGCAGUGCCUGCCGGCCGACCUGAGCCUUCCGUCAAAGUCGCGAGCCGUGGCCCCGUCGCCCGCGGCACUCUUGGGCUUCCGAAAGACCGCGACCCACCACCACUCCGCUUCAACCAUGGCCCCGGCCGCAGCAGCGGCUGCAGCUGCAGCCGCAGCCGCCGCAGGCGGGCCCUUCUGCGCCGGCGGUCCGUUCCCUCUGGGCGGCCCACUGCCCCUGCUGCCCGGCUUCGCCAUGGCGCCGUUCGCGCCCUACCCGCUACUCUUCCUGGCCGGCGCCAGCGCCGCGGCGCACAAGGAGGCCGCCAGCUCGCAGCUGUCGCCCGCUGCGCCCACCGUGCGCGGCGCGUCCUCGGCCACGAGCACGGUACGCCUGCGCGCCAACCACUCCCGACCUCGCGGCAAGUUCGACUUCUCGCGACUCGCGGAGUCGGCCACCUCGCGGGACGGCGACUCGGACGCGACCCGCUCCUCGCUCACCGCCGACGGUCACGAACGGACGGCUCCCCGGCUGAGUCCGCACCAGCCGCCCUCUAUGCCUGCUCAGCACCACCCGUCGGCGACGACGCAGCGCGGUCUCCUGGGCCCGCCAGGGUCGGCCGGCAGGCCGCCGCCGCCGGCCUUCCCGUUGCUGCCUUCCUACUACUCGCUACAGGGCGCCGUCGGACCUCUGGCGGGCGAGCUGUUCGAGCGGAAGCCCGUGCGAGGUCGCGGCGGCUCGUCGCGGCCCAAGAAGGAGUUCAUCUGCAAGUUCUGCCAGCGCCGGUUCACGAAGUCCUACAACCUGCUCAUCCACGAGCGGACGCACACCGACGAGAGGCCGUACACGUGCGACAUCUGCCACAAGGCGUUCCGCCGACAGGACCACCUCAGGGACCACAGGUACAUCCACUCGAAGGAGAAGCCGUUCAAGUGCAGCGAGUGCGGCAAGGGUUUCUGCCAGUCGCGCACCCUGGCCGUGCACCGCAUCCUGCACCUGGACGACUCGCCGCACAAGUGCCCCACGUGCGGCCGCAGCUUCAACCAGCGCUCGAACCUGAAGACGCACCUGCUCACGCACACCGACAUCAAGCCCUACCACUGCCCGGCGUGCGGCAAGGUGUUCCGGCGGAACUGCGACCUGCGAAGGCACGCGCUCACGCACACCCUUGGCAUACCCGAGGACCCGGACCUGGAGAACUCGUGCAAUGCGCCGGGGACGUCUUCGGGCGCCAUCGACAUCAUCGAAGACGACGAUGACGACGACAGCGACCACCAGCCUGCGGACAUACUCGACGUGGAGAACUGAUGCGUUACUCAUGCAACUCGGUUGGGAAACUGGCACGUCGCGUGCCCGGACCUGUGUGUUGUGAGCGCGAGAGGCUGCGUGGAUGGCUAAACGGUCGUGCGUGUGAGUCAUGAUGGAGUUCCUGCGAGCGAUGUGUUGCUCUACACCACGCAGUCUACCCGCUUGUGGCUGUCACCAGAAGGAUCAACGGUCCACUGAC